GUGUUCAACAAAAUGGAGUCGUACAUGUAAUAGCUCUUUCUUGUCAAGUGUUUAUUUGAUGUCUGCUGCACAACAUGUCUUUGGAGGAGCUAGAUCAGGAGCCGUUCAGCGUUCAUGAAUUUGUUGAGCGGCUGGCAUGGAAGACAAUGGGGAGCCGAGCCCGGCACACCAGCCCGGAGGACUUCGACCCCAUGUUGCUCCACAGCACAUUCGAGAAGGUCAUCCGUGACCUGAAGGAGAAGAAUGUGAUGAUUGCCAGGAAGAUUGAGAAACUGGAAAAUAAUUGCAAAGAUGAAGAGAAACGACACUGGCAGCGAGUUUCAGAACUACAAAAAAAGAAUCAUGCCUUGUACACCCAUUUCCAGAAGUUGGAUGAGCGUAUUAACUAUGUAGCUACGAAGGUCGUUCACCUCGGUGACCAGCUGGAGGGGGUCAACACGCCUCGGGCCAGAGCUGUUGAGGCCCAGAGGUUGAUGAACUACCUGUCCGAGUUUCUGGCAGACGAGGCACUCAAGUCUCCUGUCUUGACAGACCCCUUCCAGCUCCAGCUGACUGCGGAUGUCAUUCAGAAGCUCCACAUGAUCGCUCUAGAGCUUCCCGGGGGAAAAUUUGACAAGGCAAGACAGAGAAUUGCAGAUAAGUAUGACUCGGUGGAGAAGGAGCUGAUCGGAGAGUUCAAGCUGGCACACCGGGACGGCGACCAGCGCAAAAUGAAGAGAAUAGCAAGUGUCCUACAGAACUUCAAGUCAUAUGGUAUCUGCAUCGACACAUUUAUCACUGAGAGUCAGAAGCAUUCCUUCCUGAAGGAGAACGUGUUUGACGACGUGUUGCCGCUGUGUCAGCGGACGAGUCAACUUAUCAACCACGUGUUCACCAACCCAGAGAUGGUCAUGGGCAAGUUCGUGCAGAGCAUAUUCCAGGGUAUUCUGCAGAUUCAUAUAUCCAAGAGGUUGGGAGACCGAUCAGACCAGGAACAGUACCUCAAGAAUCUCAACGACCUGUACGUCAGGACCAAGGAACUUACGACAGAGCUGUCUGUCUUCAAGCUGGGGAACGACAGCUCCUUCCUCAACAAGCUGCUGAAGGGGAUCUUCCAGCAACACCUCACCGCCUACAUAGAUGCAGAGACCAAGUACCUGCAUGAUCGGUGCUCGGUGUUGAUGCUGCGCUACUACGAGAUGCGGGACCAUCAGAAGAAGCAGAUCCAGUCUGGCGGAAUUCAUGACUUACGUCGAGAUAUUCAAGCCAAACUUGGUACAGUGACAAAGGCAAACAUUAACAUAGGUCCGGCCAUUGAAAACUAUGGCGGCGAAACCUUCCUCUCCCAGGAGGUCUCCAUCAACAUCCUCCAGGAGACCAAACUGGCGUUCAAACGAUGUCACGUGUUAUCAUAUGAUGUGCCGAGCCAUUCAGUGAAGAUAUUUGAAGUGUUGGUACAGUACCUGGUCACAGAACACAUAGACUACGCUGUAGAGCUGGGUCUACAAGCUAUACCACUGCCGGACCCAAAGACAGAACCUGAGAUCUACUUCUUUGACGUCAUCAACCAGGCCAACACACUCUUCCACCUGUUUGAGAAACAAUUCAUGGACAGCCUAGUCCCUCUAGUCCUAUCCUCACCAAGGCAUGCUUUGUGUUUGAAAAGGAAACGUGAACUUCGAGAAACCCUAGAGAACAAGAUUGGCACAGGUCUAGAUAGGUCUUUGAAUACAAUUAUUGGCUGGACUAAGUAUAUCUUAGCUACAGAACAGAAGAAGUCCGACUUUAAGCCAGAAGAAGAUUGUCAACUGCAGAUGUUGUCUGUGGCGUGUGGGAAGGUUGUGAAGUUCAUGAAGGUUCAGGGCCAGGCCAUACAGUCCAGCCUGGACGGGAAGAACGUGGAGGUGGUGCUGGUCGACCUGGGCAAGAGGUUUCACCGGGUCAUCUACGAGCACAUUGUCCAGUUCCAGUACAAUGAGAUGGGAGCCAUGUUGGUGAUCUGUGACAUCAAUGAGUACCGGAAGUGUGUGAAGGAAGAGUUUAAGAUUCCCAUGGUAACACAGCUGUUUGAGAAGCUCCAUGCACUCUGUAACCUCCUUGUCGUGGUGCCAGAGAACAUCAAGGUUGUCAGAGAUGACGAACAACUGGCAAUGAUGGAAGAAUCAGUGGUGUUGCAGUUUGUACAGCUGCGUGCUGACUUCAAAACAGCGAGCCUUGCAAACAAGUUGAAGGAACUGAAAUAAGCCAGCUACUCUUACAUUCCUGAAUACUGCUACAUGAUGAUGCUUGCUGGGCUUCAGCUUCACCAACAGUAAACCAGACUCAUCCAGGCCACAAUAUACAUUACUCAUAUACUGCUCAAAGAAGGAAGGAGCACCAGAUUCUUUCACAUUGCUAUAGUUAGUCUGUCAUGGCAUAACAAAUAUCAAAGAAUUACAUGAUCCCUUACUUCUUUUGAGUAGUAUUAUCACUGAAAUGUUUUCCGAUGUCAGUGUUUGACAAUAAUAAUCCAUUUAUUUGAAUUUUUGUUAAAAAAAUGUUUUCCUUGGUGGAAAUACUUCCCCAAUUCAGUUUUCCCAGAAGCUGAUGAUGUUGUUCUAGGACAAGUGGAAGCUGUGGAAGUUGGUUGAGUGGAAGCUGAAAAGGAGGACAAUGUCCUUCUUGGUUGAGCAAGACCCUACAGUCAAUCUAUCACUGAUCUCUCUGUAUACAACAGAGAGGAAUUCUAAUAAGAGUGGAUAUUAGUCUUGUGAGGUGUGACUGGUGAGCUUGGGGCGAUACACACGACAGCCAUGAUAUGGAAAAUGAUAGUGAAGUCAACAUACGAUAUGUGUCUUGAUACAGAAAAACUGGCAGGUGAUAUAAGUUAAUCAAAAAGCGUUUUUGGUCCUGAGACUGGUGUUUGUAUAUGUUUAACCAAUAAGUUGACAAACAUCCAACACUAAAGAUGUUAGCAUGGACUGAUGUCAUGGUGUACUGUCACAAUGUAGGCAACAGAAUUAAUCCAUAGGCCCCUACUGUGGGUCAGAAAAUCGAUAAACUAGGCCCCAGUUUAGUAUCCACACCCCCUACUAUAUAAUGUCA
Haliotis rubra (blacklip abalone) is the source of this 3063-nucleotide messenger RNA. Its product is annotated as exocyst complex component 5-like. NCBI's taxonomy places the organism in Eukaryota, Metazoa, Mollusca, Gastropoda, Lepetellida, Haliotidae. Gene Ontology annotation, biological process: Golgi to plasma membrane transport; exocytosis. The record is from RefSeq and is a predicted model, not a curated record. Gene Ontology annotation, cellular component: cytoplasm; exocyst.